This is a messenger RNA of Fusarium subglutinans, 324 nucleotides long. RefSeq lists its product as uncharacterized. The transcript is spliced from 3 exons. The record is from RefSeq and is a predicted model, not a curated record. The coding region runs from base 1 to 324 and encodes 107 amino acids. Lineage: Eukaryota; Fungi; Ascomycota; Sordariomycetes; Hypocreales; Nectriaceae.
AUGCCCUACGUAUAUAAGCCAUGGAUAUUGAAAGGCUUGGGCGUCGAAUCAUGGGAACAAGUCCGGAUGAUGGGUGAGGAGGGCCUUCGCGAAGCCAGGCGUGUCCGCGAAGAAGAGCGUCUCCGUCAAAAGUCGGAAGAGAAACUCAAAGCUGAGAAGGAGAAUUCCAGCAAACAACAUGUCUCAUCUGAAACACCUGUCAAGGAACCGAGAGAGAAGCACGAUGAACUUUUAGGCCAGGAAAGCGGCAAGCCUGAGCACGAAGCGAAUAGUGCACACAGUACCAAUCACGGAAAGAAGGAAUCGACGGAUGAUGAGCUAUAA